Molecule: messenger RNA, 2117 nt
Organism: Thunnus maccoyii (southern bluefin tuna)
Lineage: Eukaryota; Metazoa; Chordata; Actinopteri; Scombriformes; Scombridae
Gene: fgb
Product: fibrinogen beta chain
Exons: 12
Coding region: 215-1702 (495 amino acids)
Biological process (GO): platelet activation; protein polymerization; blood coagulation
Cellular component (GO): fibrinogen complex
Molecular function (GO): signaling receptor binding
Source: RefSeq, a predicted model, not a curated record
CUCAGGUUGGGUAAACUGUCCCAGCAGGUAUUGACCAAUUUCCACAGAUCAAUAAAAGUUGGGGGAGGACAUCCACACAGAGAGAGAGAGACAGACAGAGGAUAAAUACUUGGUCAAAUCACAUUUGAGGGACAGGAAAAGAGGUGAAGGCACACUGAAGACAGCGGAGUGAUUGACCAGAAUUUGAGAAAAGUAACUUUAUUGACAGUAGACAAUGAAGACGCUACUGUUGCUGUGUCUCUGUGUGUUUGUUGCCUGGGCUCAGGACGAUCUGGACUAUGAUGACUAUGGCUUGGUGAGUGAACGAAAUUAUUAUCAAUAUCCAAACACUUCAAAAGAUGCUCGUGGUCACCGUCCACUUUCGAGGGGAGGGGACAGGUACACCCCUAGCCAACAUAACCCACCCCCUAUAAGCGGCACCGGCAGAUACCGUGAACGCCAAACCCAAUCCCGAGGCGGAAAACCAACCGCCCAGGAGAAGGUGGAGCAGCCGGAGGCAGGAGGAUGCACACACGCCUCAGAGGAGAUGGGUGUUCUGUGUCCCAAUGGCUGCGAGCUGAAGACCAUGCUGCAGAAGCAGGAGAGGAACGUCAAGAGUAGCAUCGUUGAACUCAAGCCUCAGGUGGAUGAAUUGACCCGCUCUACUAACAACAUCUACAACUAUGUCAACAGCAUGUCCUUCACUCUGAGGGAGAGACAGAGAGUUAUCGGUGACAACAGCAGGGUGAUGAGUCAGUACACUGAUCAAGUGGAGGAACAACAUGCCUACAUCAAGAACACAGUCGACACUGUCUUCCCUUCCAACAUCAGAAUACUGAGUGGGGUCCUGGACAAGAUCAGGCAGAAGAUCCAGAAGCUGGAGAAGGCCAUCCAAGCCCAAAGGGAAGCAUGCAAGGAGCCAUGCACAACCAAAUGUCCCAUACCUGUCGUGUCUGGCAAGGAGUGCGAGGACGUCUUCCGUCGUGGAGGAAGAGACUCCCAGAUGUAUCUUAUCAGGCCCGAUGCCUUCUACCCUCCAUACAAGGUCUUCUGUGAUCAGACUACCCAGAAUGGAGGAUGGCUUCUCAUCCAGAGCAGGCUUGAUGGCAGUGUCGACUUCGGCCGACGCUGGGACGAUUAUCGACGUGGUUUUGGAAACAUCGCCUUUGAUGUCGGCAAGGGUCACUGCCAAACUCCUGGUGAAUACUGGCUGGGUAACGAUCGCAUCAGUCAGGUGACCAAGAUGGGCCCCACUGAGGUUCUCAUUGAGAUGGAGGAUUGGACAGGAGCCAAGGUCCACGCCCAGUAUAGCCACUUCACCAUCCAAUCAGAGUCGUCCAACUACAUCAUGGCAGUUGAUGGUUAUUCCGGUAACGCUGGCAACUGUUUCCUGGACGGAUCCUUGGAACUCUUUGGUGAAAACCGCACCAUGACCAUACACAACGGCAUGCAGUUCAGCACCUACGACAGAGACAAUGACAACUGGAUCCCUGGCGAUCCCUCCAAACAGUGCUCCAGGGAGGACGGAGGCGGCUGGUGGUACAACCGCUGCCACUCUGCCAAUCCCAAUGGCCGAUACUACAUAGGUGGAGCCUACACACGCCAUAUGGCCAAGCAUGGCACAGACGACGGUGUGGUGUGGAUGAACUGGAAGGGAAGCUGGUAUUCGCUCAAGGCCAUCAGCAUGAAGGUCCGGCCUUACUUUCCUAAGACCGCCAGAUAAACAUGUCGGAGGGUUUCGGCACAUAUAACACGUACAGGACACCACCAGACAAACUGAGCCACCAGAAUUAUGAUUUGUAAUUUUCAAACAAUAUUUAAGUGUUUCUUUCAUUUUGGCAGUAACCUGUAUGUUGAUGGACACAACACAGUUACACACAACUUAUAAGUAAGAAAUAAAAACACUGAAGAUAUAGAAAACAAAAUUGUAAGAGAAAAGUUAUAUGCAGCAUUAAGCUCAUUAAACUUAAUGUCAAAUAAACUCAUGUCUACAGAAAAAGAGAGAAACCUGACUGGUUGUGAGUAAAUGUACUGUGAUCUGUCCUUUCUUGUUAUAUGUGAAGCCUUCAGUGUGCACUACCAGGACAAGUUGAUGCCAACUGUCCUCCGCUACUCAAUAAACACAUUGAGGAACAUAA